Molecule: messenger RNA, 831 nt
Organism: Coffea arabica (coffee)
Lineage: Eukaryota; Viridiplantae; Streptophyta; Magnoliopsida; Gentianales; Rubiaceae
Source: RefSeq, a predicted model, not a curated record
CACUAACCUUCGCUCAUCACAUAUCCAACACUCAAACAAUGGCCAAUUUAAGUUUUUCUAUGCUUGUUUUCGUCAUUGCCUCCAUCUAUCCCGCAUUUAGCUUUUGUAGAACCACAUCUUCUUUAUCUACUGCUUCAGAACAACUGAAGUAUUGGCAUGAAAAUGUACAAAACAACAUGCCUGGAGUUCUUCUGUCCAAAUUAUCUCCACUCAAUAAAGAUGAUAGUGAGUUUUUCACUUCAUUAGCAUCCAAACAAUCAUUUUCAUCUAAUGCCAAGUUUUGCAGUCUUGCAAAUCUAGCUUGUUAUGCAGAGAUGAAUAGCAUCAAGCCCUUAGGUAAUGGUUAUGGCUAUAAUAAUAAUAAAGCAUCUCCAGGACUUGAAAAUGUUGACCCUUUUUCCUUUUUUAGAAUCUCCAUUCUUAAACAGGGAAAUAGAGUGCAUCUCUCAAAUUUGGAGGACCAGUUUCCUCAACGAUCAUUUCUUCCUUCUCAAAUCGCAUCCAAAAUUUCUCUAGAUGAAAGUAAUCUUGAGAAAGUAUUUCCUCAAUCUUUUGUGAACCCCAACACAAAAGGUAAUAUUGACACUACACUUCUUUAUUGUAACUCUGCAGCUUUAAAAGGAGAGAUAAAAAGCUGUUCUACAUCCCUCGAGAGCAUGAUUGAAUUCUCAAAGACUACAUUAGGUAGCAAGCGCUUGGUUGCAUUGACUACUAAAAGUACAAAGGGUUCAGGAAAAGAACUUAUUAUUCAAAAAAUUAAAAAGCUUACUUUUGCCAUAUGCUCUCCUCGACUGAAAUCUAUGCAGUGGAUGUAGUUGAACCUAAAACAAA